AUGGCUCGAAAGAAGGUGAAGCUUGAGUGGAUUGUCAAUGAUUCAGCUAGGAGAGCUACAUUUAAGAAGAGAAAGAAGGGUUUGAUGAAGAAGGUAAGUGAAUUGAGCACUUUAUGUGAUGUCAAAGCAUGUUUGAUUGUCUAUGGGCCAAAUGAACCAGAAGCGGAGGUAUGGCCAUCAGUGCCAGAUGCUAUGCGUGUGCUUACAAAGCUAAAGAAAAUGCCCGAGAUGGAGCAAAGCAAAAAAAUGAUGAACCAAGAAGGCUUCAUGCGUCAGAGGAUCAUGAAGCUACAAGAACAACUCAGGAAGCAAGAUAGAGAGAACAGAGAGCUCGAGACAAUCCUAUUGAUGUAUCAAGGCUUGGCAGGGAGGAGCUUACACACCGUGACUAUUGAAGAUAUGACAAGCCUCGCAUGGCUUAUUGAGAUGAAGGUAAAUAAAGUACAAGAGAGGAUAGAGCAUUCAAAAGGAGAGAUCGCAUCAAAGAUGGUGGAGGGGAUGAAAGAGGAGAAGAAGAAAGUCGAAGGGCCAUCAAAUAUCAAAGAAAAAAUAUCUUUGGAGGUUGCCAUGGAGGAACUUCAGAGGCAAGAAUGGUUCACUGAAAUAAUGAAUCCACAUGACCUAAUGAUUUGUGGAAAUGAAGUCGUGCAACCCUACAUAGAUCAUAAUAACCCAUGGUUGGAUGCUUACUUUCCUUGA
Messenger RNA from Elaeis guineensis (African oil palm), 699 nucleotides. RefSeq names its product agamous-like MADS-box protein AGL80. NCBI's taxonomy places the organism in Eukaryota, Viridiplantae, Streptophyta, Magnoliopsida, Arecales, Arecaceae. Gene Ontology annotation, biological process: positive regulation of transcription by RNA polymerase II. The record is from RefSeq and is a predicted model, not a curated record. Gene Ontology annotation, molecular function: DNA-binding transcription factor activity, RNA polymerase II-specific; protein dimerization activity; cis-regulatory region sequence-specific DNA binding.